AUGGCAGUUCUCAGUGCUAGCACACUCCUGCUGCUUCUGCAAGAUGCAGUCAGAGUCGGUACCCUAGUCGCCCUGCUUUUGCUAGCUAGAGGCGUACUAUGGCUCGCCCAUAUGAUGGUCAUUGCGCCACCAUUCGAUCCAUUGAGGAAGCUCCCUGGACCUGAUGCACCUGCGCUCCAAAAUCACUUUCGGGAAGUCAUGGACCCGAACAUCAGCCCCGAUACUCAUCAUGACUGGGUCGGACGGUACGGCAAGAUGUUUCGCUUCCAUGGUUUUGGCAGACACGACUACAGAUUGAUGGCAUUCGACUUUCGUGCCCUGUCCCACAUCCUCAACUCGCCGAUCUACGAAAAACCGUGGCAAACGCGUACUUUCAUUGCCCGUCUGCUCGGAAGAGGCGUGUUCUCUAUGGAAGGCGAGGAACACAAGAUCCAAAGGCGUGUCAUCGCUCCAGCGUUUUCAACCUCUUCCGUAAAAGCAAUGGCACCCAUCUUCUUUCAGAAGGCCGAAGAGCUCAGGGACCGAUGGCUCGCCCUCAUUCACACCUCCUCAACAUCACCAACCGCCGUCCAGCAACAGCAACCCAUUCCUUCAACAAACAAGGCCGGUCAAUCCGUGAUUGAUAUAUCCCACUGGGUUGCCCGCGCAACAUUUGACGUUAUCGGCCUUGCGGGAUUCGACUACCACUUCCACGCCCUCCAGGAUGAAUCCGAGGACGUGUACUUGGCAUAUCGCAAGAUGUUUAAUGUGCAGGAUAAAGGGCCGGGUCUCAAGGCCAUUGUGUCGCUGUUCUUCCCGAUCAUCAACACGCUCUUCCCCGACGAUGGAUUGCGUACAACGAAAGAAAGUCUGCGCACUAUCAACGAGGCUGGCAAGCGACUCGUAGCGAAUAAGAAAGCCGCGAUCUUGGCAGAAAAGGCCAGCGCGCAAGAUAUAGACGACAAAGACAUCCUGAGUCUCCUCAUUAAACAGAACCUCUCUGAAGAAUCCUCUAAGCGGCUCUCUGAUGUUGAACUACUAGACCAACUCUCCACAUUCCUUUUUGCCGGCUCCGACUCGACCGCUCUAUCCAUCUCAUGGUGCCUGCACCUCCUCUCCCUCAACCCAGAAAUGCAAACACGCCUCAGGGAAGAAAUCGCCUCUCUUUCCAUCGCCUCACCAACUGGAGCUUCUCCUACGGGUGGCGCGCUGAAGGCGGAUUGCAUACCGGAUUCCGGGUUUGCGGAAACGUUCUCCCCUCUUCCCGCUCCGCCUACGCACCCAUCCUCGACCAUCCCGAGUGAUUCAUCUGCGGCUCACUGCGACGCCAUAGACGCGCUCCCCUUCCUCGACGCCGUCGUGCGCGAGACCCUGCGGCUGUGCCCGCCCGUGCACGGCAUCAUCCGCGUCGCAACGCAGGACGACCUCAUCCCCGUCUCGAGCACCGUGCACAUGCGCGACGGCCGUGUCCUCUCCCAGGACGAGCACAUCAAGAUCAAGAAGGGGAGCUACAUCCACGUCCCCAUCGAGGGCCUCAACUUCUCUGAGGACGUGUGGGGGAAGGACGCGCGCGCGUUCAACCCCGAGCGCUGGACGGCGCUCCCGGCGUCGGCGCGCCACCCCGGGCUCGCGGGCGUGAUGACGUUCUCGUUCGGCCCCCAUUCGUGCCCCGGGUGGAAGUUCACAAUUCUGGAGAUGAAGAUCUUCAUUGCGAGUAUACUGCCGCACUUUGUGUUCUCGCCGGCGGAGGGCGUGGAGAUCAGGAAGUUCAACGCUAUUCUGACGAGGCCGUACGUCAAGGAUCAUUGGGACGAAGGAACCAAGCUGCCGAUCACCGUCACCCCAUAUUGCGGAUGA
This is a messenger RNA of Pleurotus ostreatus (oyster mushroom), 1836 nucleotides long. RefSeq lists its product as uncharacterized. Bases 1 to 1836 code for a protein of 611 amino acids. The transcript has 6 exons. Gene Ontology annotation, molecular function: monooxygenase activity; iron ion binding; oxidoreductase activity, acting on paired donors, with incorporation or reduction of molecular oxygen. NCBI's taxonomy places the organism in Eukaryota, Fungi, Basidiomycota, Agaricomycetes, Agaricales, Pleurotaceae. The record is from RefSeq and is a predicted model, not a curated record.